AUGGCGAUGUUUCCCGCGUUCGGUGAAUUUGUUCCAGGGCGUGACACGUGGCACACAUAUUCGGAACGAUUGGAAUACUACUUUGUGGCGAACAAAAUAAAAGACAGUGAUGGAAAACGGGCUAUAUUUUUCACCAUUUGUGGGGCAGAGCUUUAUAACCUUGUGACCUCAUUAGUGGCCCCAAAGUCAACAUCCGAGGUGGCAUUUCCGGAUAUUUUGGCGGUACUCACGCAACACUGUGAACCCAAACCGAGUGAGAUCGUGGAAUCGUUCAAAUUCCAUAAUAGGAACCAGCGCGAAGGUGAAUCGGUGGCGGAAUUCGUGGCGGACUUACGACGGCUCAGCAUACACUGCAAUUUUGCGGAUUUGGAUCGUAUGUUGCGGGAUCGGGUGGUGUGUGGUGCGCGGGACACAAAGGUGCAACACACACUUUUGACAAAAGACAACUUAACAUUUAAGGAAGCGGUUGAGUUGGCCACAGCGGCUGAAGCCACAGGCCGCAAUGUCCACGAUCUACAGGUGCAGCAGGGCACAGAUGCUGGGGCAGUGCUGAAAGUGGGACGCAUCAGGUACGACAAAAAGGUGGUUAAGAACGACCAGAAGCGGAGUCAAGUCCAGGUGGACCAACAACUUGCAGCUGACAGGCGUGCGUGUUGGAGGUGCAAUGGAGACCACAGCCCAACCCAAUGCCGACACAUCCAGACAGUGUGCAAUUUUUGUGCUAAAAGAGGGCACCUGGAAAGGGCGUGUAUCACCAAGAGGAGGAAAGGUAAUACAGGAGUGAAUGGGGGGUCCCGAGACCGAAAGGAGAUGGGCAGGCCUAGUAAGAGUGCCAGUGACACUGCCGGCACCUACAACCUUACAAACCAACCAGACAGUGACGAAGAGGAUGGAGCAGUUUACAAGGUAUUUCAGACGUCGGCGAGCAAUUGUACGAGUGAACCACCAAUUGUUUUAGAUGUGUGGCUGAAUGGUCAGAGACUUCCUAUGGAAAUUGACACUGGCGCAAGUUUCUCGAUCAUCAGUUUUGAGACAUACAAGAAACUGUGGCCCGAUCGACCAGCCCUAACAGAUGCAAACCUGGUUCUACACACGUGGUCGCAGGAAAAGUUGGGGGUUAGGGGGACUCUAGAAGUAUUGGUACAGACAAAGACUAGUGAAUGUAGACUACCAGUGUUGGUGGCGGAAGGGAAGGGGCCUAGUCUGGUGGGCAGGAAUUGGUUAGAACCACUGGGUAUACAAGUAGCAGGCAUUUACCAAAUAUCACAUCAGGAAGUACCCCCUGCAGUGCAACACCAUGCACGGGUGUUAGACAGUGUAGAGCUGGGCAAAUACGUAGGGCCCCCAGUGACAAUGGAGCUGGAACCUGGAGCAACAGUUGACCGACAGGGACCCUGUCCUCCGUCAAGUAAAGCAGCACACAAGCCAAGGUUGGCAGGGCAGGAAGGCAGACUCUGA
This is a messenger RNA of Bacillus rossius redtenbacheri, 1458 nucleotides long. RefSeq lists its product as uncharacterized. The record is from RefSeq and is a predicted model, not a curated record. Gene Ontology annotation, biological process: proteolysis. Gene Ontology annotation, molecular function: aspartic-type endopeptidase activity. The coding region runs from base 1 to 1458 and encodes 485 amino acids. Lineage: Eukaryota; Metazoa; Arthropoda; Insecta; Phasmatodea; Bacillidae. The transcript has a single exon.